Clupea harengus (Atlantic herring) is the source of this 1214-nucleotide messenger RNA. RefSeq names its product H-2 class II histocompatibility antigen, I-E beta chain-like. NCBI's taxonomy places the organism in Eukaryota, Metazoa, Chordata, Actinopteri, Clupeiformes, Clupeidae. The transcript has 6 exons. Gene Ontology annotation, biological process: immune response; antigen processing and presentation. Gene Ontology annotation, cellular component: MHC class II protein complex; membrane. The record is from RefSeq and is a predicted model, not a curated record. The coding region runs from base 41 to 805 and encodes 254 amino acids.
UACUCUGUGUCUUCCUCUAGCUCUUUCAGACGGCAGCAGAAUGUCCUCAUCACAACAUUUGAUUUCUAGGGUGAUCAUUGUCUCCAUUCUUUUGGGAGUGGAUGGAUUUAAUGGAUACUACCGCUUUGGUCUGGCUCGGUGCCGCUACAGCUCCUGGGACCUGAGUGAUAUGGAGUUCAUUCUGUCUAUAAUAUUUAACAAGGUUGAAUUUGCACGGUUCAACAGCACUGUGGGGAAGUAUGUGGGAUACACUGAGUAUGGAGUGCAUAAUGCAGAGAUAUGGAACAAGGAUCCAGCAAUUAUGGCAAAGUGGCGGGCUGAGAUGGACAGAUACUGCAAACCCAGUGCCCAGAAUGAAAUUAAUUACAUACUGACAAAGAAAGUUGAGCCAGAGGUGAGGUUGAGUUUGGGGAAGGCCUCCACUGGUGGUCAUCCUGCCUUGCUGGUGUGCAGCGCGUACAACUUCUACCCAAAGAUGAUCCGUGUGACCUGGCACAAAGAUGGCCAGGAGGUGACUGGUGAUGUGGUAUCUAGCGAGGAGCUGGCGGAUGGAGACUGGUACUACCAGACCCACUCCCACCUGGAGUUCACCCCCAAAGCUGGAGAGAAGAUCUCCUGUGUGGUUGAGCACGAAAGCCUCAGGGACCCUGUGGAGAUCACCUGGGACCCCUCCAUGCCUGAGCCUGAGAGGAAUAGGAUUGCCAUUGGAGCUGCAGCACUGGUGCUGGGGUUAAUCGUCACUGCUGCUGGGUUCAUCUACUACAAGACAAAGUCCAGAGGGCGGAUCUUGGUACCCAGUAGUUAGAGUCUGUCACAUCACGCUGAACUGACAUUCAAUCAAGACAUCUAUCAAGAAAUCAAUCAUGAAUAUCAGGGAUGGUAAUGAUCAAGAUUGCUAGCUUUUUUUGCUGUCUUUUUUCCCUGAACUUGCUUUAGAGAUAUGAAUUACAUAUACCCAUAAAUCUUAAAAAUAUAUAGUUGUUUUGGUUUGGAGGAAGGGAAAAAUGCUUUAAUAUUGAUUUCCUUCCAUGUUUGUCCUGUAUCAAACACUGGUGAUAACACAAAGAGGUUUAUAUUAACUAAUUUCUCCUACAGUCUUUGUAAAUAUUUGUAGAUGCCGCUUUGUCACUUCUGUCAAUAAUUAGUUUCAGUCACAUGUAAUCAACCACAAUAUGAAAACUUCCUUUCUAACAAUAAAGUUUGGGAAAAAACUG